Messenger RNA from Boleophthalmus pectinirostris (great blue-spotted mudskipper), 5288 nucleotides. Its product is annotated as calcium/calmodulin-dependent protein kinase type II subunit gamma. Gene Ontology annotation, cellular component: neuron projection; cytoplasm. Gene Ontology annotation, biological process: protein phosphorylation. The record is from RefSeq and is a predicted model, not a curated record. The transcript has 23 exons. Gene Ontology annotation, molecular function: ATP binding; calmodulin binding; calcium/calmodulin-dependent protein kinase activity. The coding region runs from base 270 to 2156 and encodes 628 amino acids. Lineage: Eukaryota; Metazoa; Chordata; Actinopteri; Gobiiformes; Gobiidae.
UCGCCUCUCUGCGCCGCUCCGCUCGCCCGUGUGCAUUGCAUUGCCUGUCAGAGAAGAGAAGCUACUCACUCCAAUUGAAGAGCUAGGGAGGUCAGGCUUCACCCUCUCUAUCUCUUUUUUCUUUUCCUCCUUCCCCGGACCCUAAAGCCGACCGGCCGUGCCAGCUCCACCGAUCCACACCAGGCGACCCCAGCAACCACCUACCACCUCGCCGACCUCCUUUUAGUUUUUUAACCCAGCCUCGGGCUCCCCUUUCUCGGCUCCGAACCAUGGCUACCACCGCUACUUGCACCAGGUUCACGGAUGAAUACCAGCUGUACGAGGAGCUUGGAAAGGGAGCUUUCUCAGUGGUGCGUAGGUGUGUAAAGAAGUCAUCGGGACAGGAAUAUGCUGCAAAAAUUAUCAACACUAAGAAAUUGUCUGCAAGAGACCAUCAGAAACUGGAGAGAGAAGCGCGGAUCUGCCGUCUCCUAAAACAUCCCAAUAUUGUGAGGCUCCAUGACAGCAUUUCAGAGGAGGGCUUUCACUACCUCGUCUUUGACCUGGUGACGGGUGGAGAGCUUUUUGAAGACAUCGUAGCCAGAGAGUACUACAGUGAAGCUGACGCAAGCCACUGCAUUAGUCAGAUCCUGGAGAGUGUCAAUCAUAUCCACCAGCAUGAUAUUGUGCACAGAGACCUCAAGCCUGAAAACCUGCUGCUGGCCAGUAAGAUGAAGGGAGCCGCCGUGAAGCUCGCAGACUUCGGCCUCGCCAUCGAAGUGCAGGGAGACCAGCAGGCGUGGUUUGGUUUCGCCGGUACACCUGGUUACCUUUCUCCAGAAGUUUUGCGGAAAGAUCCUUAUGGGAAACCUGUGGAUAUCUGGGCUUGUGGAGUUAUUCUGUACAUCCUGUUAGUGGGAUACCCGCCGUUCUGGGACGAGGAUCAGCACAAAUUGUAUCAACAGAUCAAGGCCGGGGCCUACGAUUUCCCUUCUCCGGAGUGGGACACAGUGACUCCCGAGGCGAAGAACCUGAUCAACCAGAUGUUGACCAUAAACCCGGCCAAGAGGAUCACCGCGGAACAGGCCCUCAAGCACCCAUGGGUCUGCCACCGGUCCACAGUGGCUUCCAUGAUGCACAGACAGGAGACCGUGGAGUGUCUCCGCAAAUUCAACGCUCGCAGAAAACUCAAGGGAGCCAUCCUCACCACCAUGCUGGUGUCCAGAAACUUCUCAGUGGGCCGGCAGCAUACCAACUCUGCUGCUGCCGCCUCCUCCACCGCCUCACUGGCUCAGGAAGCAUGCAAAAGUUUACUCAACAAGAAGUCCGACUCUGCUAAGCCUUCUACCAACAACACUAAGAACAGUAUAGUGAGCGCCAUCAAUGCCCUGAAAGAUACCACCGCCAACGCCCAGAUGACUAAUCAUUGCUCUUCAUCCCAGGAAUCGCAGAGCACAGUGGUGCACAACCCGCCCGAUGGUGUCAAGGGUUCAACAGAAAGCAAUGCCACCAAUGACGAGGAAGAAAUGAAAGGUAGGAAAGCGGACAGCUCGGCCCAGAGUCUUAGCAGUGCCACUGAGGAGAUGCCCCCUCUUCUGCCCUCACCUCAAAGCUCACCUGCCAUGCCACCGCAUGAUGUAAAGCGCAUGGCAUGGAACAGCACGGGCAACAGUUCGUGCCCAGACUCGGAGCACGCGCAGUCGCCCAUGUCCAACACCGCUCCACUAGGGGGCAACGCAACUGCUGCCGCUGCUAAAUGCAACACUAAGCCGACCCGUAAACAGGAAAUCAUCAAAAUAACUGAACAACUGAUCGAGGCUAUCAACAACGGAGACUUUGAAGCUUACACGAGGAUUUGUGAUCCCGGACUCACCUCCUUCGAACCCGAGGCCCUGGGGAACCUGGUGGAGGGCAUGGACUUCCACAAGUUUUACUUUGAGAACUUGCUGAGUAAGAACAGUAAGCCGGUCCACACCACUCUGCUGAACCCUCACGUCCAUCUGAUCGGGGAGGACGCCGCGUGCAUCGCCUACAUCCGCCUCACGCAGUUUGUGGACUCCACCGGACGGCCUCGCUCCAGCCAGUCGGAGGAGACCCGCGUCUGGCACCGCCGCGACGGGAAGUGGCUCAACGUUCACUUCCACUGCUCAGGAGCGCCGGCUGCACCACUACAGUGAUCAGUGGUCUGAGCCUCCAGUCUCCUGUCUGGAGUGUGUGUUUUUGGGGGGCAGUUUUUUUCAGCGUGUUUCGGAGGUUCACGUCCUCUGCAACGGGAUUGGCUCCCGCCGUCCCCGUCCGUGACAAAACCAACCAAUCCUGUCCCUCCUUUGACCUGCUGAGGCGGGCUGAACACAAGGCUCCGCCCCCAUUGGGUUGAUGAUGAUGAUGAUGAUGCAUGCGUCUGGCGCCUGAUUGGAGGAGGUGUCCCUUUGCCCCUCCCUCUGCCCCACCCCCCCGGCAGCCAUCUUUUUUCCGCCCUACGCGAGAUGGGGGAAGAUGGGGGCGAGGAUUUAAAACAGUUGAACUUGUGACAGUAAAUGAGUUAUUGACUAUACUGUGUAAAUUAUGACUAGAUGUACGAUACACCACCAAAAAGUGAGCAUUUAUAUUCUAUAUCUACUUAAAAAGGGAGGAGAUGAACAAGUUAUGUGCAGUUAGCAGAGGCAACACGAGAUUUUGGACACGUUUUGACAUUUUAGGGAAGUUAGAAAGGUAUUGUGCUUUUUUCCUUUUUUUUUUUUUUUUUUUUUUACAUGGACGUAAAGUUAAGCUAUAGGGAGACGUUUUUCCCAAUAAAAACUUAGAGGGAAGUCAAAUCAAGUAACAAUUCAUGACAGAAACUUGAUAUCAACGCACCAAAGUGUAGAACUAUAGGCUUUUCUGUGUUCGUUCGAUUGCUGUUGCUCGAGUGCUUGUUUAUUGAAGGACGAGCUGUUUUGUCGUCAAAGUCGGGGCGGGAAUUUUAACUUUAUUUUUAAUUUUUUUUUUUUUCGUGUUGUGUUUUUAGCGUCUGUUCCCUCUGCGUUCCUGUGAAUAAACGGAGCCUAUUUUUGUCUUUUUAUUUUAUUAUUAUUUUUGACUGAUAUUAUAUAUAUAUUCGCGGCUCCCGUUUAAAAAAAGAGGGAAUUUAUAAUGUGCAAGUUUCAAAAAAAAGAAGCUACAGUGUGUGUUUUAUGUCUUUAUGCAGUGCAGAGGAGAGAGCUACGUCUGCGUUUUGCAUGUCCUCUCCUCCCAUUCACAAACACCACCAUUCCCCCCUCCCACCUCCAGGUUUUUACCCAUGAUGCUUUUCUCUGCUUUCUCUUUAAGGGCCUGGUUUGUUAAUACCCCACUGUGUAAAUACAGUGUAUGUAUAGAUAUAUGUAGAAAACUGUAAUAUAUGUACAUGUAUCUUAAAGAGACAUCCAUCCUGUGCAUUUUGGGCUAUGGGAACCACCCCACUACCUUAACAAGAACAAAUUUCGGCGAUUCGGUUUAAAAAUAUUGGUCACUUUCCACUUUGAUGGAAAAAGUGAGAAAGUAAAAAUGAGAUCUAUUUACUAUAAAAAUCAAGGGCUGGGGCGAUUUUACGAAACUGCUUUAAGAAAACAACACAAUAAGGAGUUAUAUUUGAGGCUUUGGGCACUUUGACUUUACUUAGUGUUGGGAUGAGUUUCAAUGUACCAUAAGAUGCAUUGAUUUGAUAGACAAACUAGGGCCGAAAGACAAUUUCUUAAAUAAUCGCUGCUACAAAAGAGGUUUACCGUUUUAAUAUUUGAAAAUAUUUUUGCAAAUUUUACAAUUUGAGCAUUUAAAUCGAGUUUUGUUGGACAAUGACAAGAAAAAGGGCGAAAAAAAUGUAACAAAAAAUUUCUUACGCGUGCAAGAAGUGACCAAAUUUCUCGAACAAAAAUAUAAUUUAUAAUUACAAAAAUGCAAAUAGAAUCCCUUUAUGGAAUGGUGUAGGCAGUGAUUCUCAACUCGUGGCUUCUGUGAUCCAAAAUUAGCUUUUUUUUGUAAUUUUUUCAUUUUGUUCCCAAUUUUCCUAUAUGAACGAGGUAAUUUAGUCAAUUUUUUCAAGUUAAGACAAAUGGAACACUGGAGAAUUCAAACUAUGACCACACACUAUCAGAAAAUGCCUGCAGUAUUUGCUAUCUAUGUUAAAAUUUUGAUAAUAUUAUUGUGAUAUCUUAAUAUUUGACUUAGUAACUUGAAUAAAAACCCUUCUGUACUACUAAAACUUCUACUUAGUUACAAGAAAAAUGUGUAGUUCAUAAGAUAAUUUGUUCAUUUUGCUAUACCCGAGUACUGCCCUAAUUCUAACUUAAAUCCAGUUUUCCCUCUGAAAAUUCCAUAUAUUUUGUAUCCCAGUCCCACCAGUUGAGAAUCCCAGACUGUUUUGACUGUUUUAAAUGAUCAGAAGUUGAGCCCUGACAAACCACUCUUUCUCCAUAGUGUCCUUACUCUCUCCACGAUGCUGUGAUGUUUCAUAUCGUAUAUGCACAUUUGGCACACUUUUGGCUACAAUAUAAUGGUGUUCUUGGCUUUUCGUAACAUAUCCACCCUUCUGUGCACUGUAACUGUCUCCAUUCAACCAUCGUACCCCCCUUCUAGCUCUUAAGAUGUUGAUUUCAUGUUUUUUAAUUUCUUUUCGUCCUCGUCUUUGUAGCUUUUUCUGCCAAGCUGGAGUUCUGCACUCUCCCUCACUUUCAUUAUUAAAAAAGGGAACAUAAAUUUGAGAUAUAUUAUUAUUGAUCAGGGCUACAAUUAUUUAUAAUGUAAUCUACCCGAUGGUGGUAUUGUGCCUGUUCCAUUUGAGAUAGAGGGGGGUGAAAAACAUUUAAAACUGACUUGCACUGUUGGCGGGUGGGUGAACCUAGUUAUAUGCAUGUUUGAGUUAAGCAUUUCUACCGGAUAUGGACGGAGCUAGUGUUAUAUUCUGUUUGCAUCACUGAAAAAAUUAUUGCCUCCAUCCAGAAUGUGAUAUGAAAAUAUUGAAAAAAAAAAAUAGCAAAAAUUACAAAAAAAUAUAUAAUGGAAAUACAAAAGGAGCCGUAAAAGCUUGGUUUGAGGCCCUCGAUGUUCGCAUUUUUCCCUGCGUUGUAAUGAUAAUAUAUUGGGCUGCGCUUUCCUCCUCCUCCCCUUCAGCUACCUUCACUUGGACGCUGGAGUUUUUUUGCAUGAUCAUAAUGUACAAUGAAAUACAAGAACCAUGAAUUGACGACUAUCAAGUGUUUGUCUGAGUGUUAGUUGGUCUUCAUCAUAGCUUUGUUAUUCUUCGAAAAACUUGGAUCUUGAAAGUAUUUAAUAAAAAUACUAUUUCAGCACUG